Dreissena polymorpha is the source of this 1165-nucleotide messenger RNA. RefSeq lists its product as uncharacterized. The transcript has 5 exons. Lineage: Eukaryota; Metazoa; Mollusca; Bivalvia; Myida; Dreissenidae. The coding region runs from base 147 to 806 and encodes 219 amino acids. The record is from RefSeq and is a predicted model, not a curated record.
GUCCGGAUGUCAACAUACCACACGGCGAUAGGAUCGUGUUCGACUGCGACUUCUCCCAAAACCACGGCGUUAAAGCUGUAUGGAACGAUAUAGACUGGAAUAGCACUAAAGUCGAGUAUCCACCAAGUCAUUUGAACAAGCCGGACAUGUUGUGCAACAAAAACGACACUGGUUUUGUCAUGCGAUGCUCGUCCGAUAGCGUCACACAGGCCACGUGUUCCAAUAAUGGGAUGAUAACUCUGAAACUGAAAACCAGGACAGGAUUUGAACCGUAUUCUACGUCGUUCAAGAUGAGUUUGCAAGAGAAGAAGAGUAUCACGGCGUCAACGCCGAUUGCCAAUAACGCGUCUGGAUCCGUUGUGGUAAGAUGUAGCGUAAGCGGGGUUUGCAAGCCAUACAAGAUGCAUUUCUACGCGUAUGAGACAGACAUCAAGAAAACAAAAAUUGACGGACCUCAGCUCAACUAUGAAAGCUAUUUCAAUAAUACUAACGGCUAUACGAUCGCCUGUAAUGACGAAAUUAAAGGCGACGACAUUCGUAAAGGCAAAACAAGGGUCGCGUGUGCCCUGACCGAUGGUAUGGAUGAAUUAAUAGCACAGGAGACGGAGAUUCAGUUUCCGGUAUGUUGCGAAAAGAAAGUCCAGUCAGCUAUAAACUGCGAAGCAGUAUGCAGGAACUGCACCGGCGGUUGUCCUUACUGCAACAAAGACAUCUGGUGUCGAAAUGGGACAAAUACAUUUAUCACGGACAAGGAUUCAGCGUUCGAUAUUUGCGAGAUAAUGAACAAUUUAAACUGUACGCGUUAAGGAGGUUGAACAAAGUUUACACGAAAGUGUUAACUGUUCUUUUUCUUUAUUGACACGAAUUAAAUUGCAUUGCUCACUUUAGUAUUUUUGUUUUUGUUAUUUGAACGUUGAACAUGUUGUUUGAUUUGAUAUAAAUAAAACAAAUAUUAUGAAAUGUACAAAAUCACAUAUGGUUGUUUAAAUGCAUCAUUUGCCAAGCUAUGAGUGAUUUUCUAAUACGUGUGAUACACAGUGUGUCGCUACCAACCAUUGAUUAUUUACUUUCGAGCUAUUUUCACGUCCAUAUGUGAUUUCAACUGUGAUUUGCCUUGUGAAAAUGUACUUUGUAUCAUGGGAGCUUGAUGCAUACAUGUAUAUAC